Messenger RNA from Cuscuta campestris, 2231 nucleotides. The record is from the annotation of a GenBank genome assembly. NCBI's taxonomy places the organism in Eukaryota, Viridiplantae, Streptophyta, Magnoliopsida, Solanales, Convolvulaceae.
CGCGUGCUUAAUCGCUACUGUCUAUUUUAGCCAACAAUAUCUCGGCCGUCAAACUCCAUUCCCUUCCUCCUAUAUAAACAACUCGGAUCGAAGCCCAUUCAAUCGGUUUUGCGAGUUAUUUUCACCGUGAAAUUUGUCGUGAUAAUUCCAGAGAGCUCUGAAUCAAUUAAAACUGAAAUUUCGUAAACUGCAUCGAUUUGUGCCAAGAUAGACUAAAGAAUCAAUUCGAAAAUAAGUAACGGAACACAAGAAAAGAAAGGAGAUGAACGAACAACAAGCAGCUUCGAUGGUGAAUCAGCAGCAGCAACCACACAUGUGUAUGAGUCAGGGUCAGAUGAUGAAUAUGAACGUCCGUCAGCAGAUGCAGCAGCCUCCUAUGAUGAAUCGGAAGUUUGGAGUAUGGCCACAGCCGCCACCAGUUCUGGAUCAGUCUCAGAUGCAGUUUAACCUAAAUGCUAUGAACCAUCAGGGAUUUGUGACUGGGAAGCAACAGAAGCCAUUGGGGGUUAGGAACACUUGGAAGGGGAAAAAAGUGGUUAAGAAUGACAACCGAAUGGAUGGAGGGAGAAGGAAGGAGAAAUCUAUGAUGGUUAUUGGUGGUGGUGGAAAUAGAGUGGGAGGUGGUGCUGUGAAUGGAGGACCUGUUGGAACUGCAUCUGCUCCUGGGGGUUAUCAGCCUCCUACUCUUAAUGAACUUCAAUGGCAGAAUCGGAUUAAAGCUAGGAAAUUUUUUCACAAAAAGAAGAUUCACAAUUACAACAAUUACAACAACAACAACAAUAAUAACAAUAACAGUGGGAACAAUAGGAAGGCUCCCUUUGCUCCGAGGAAUACAACAUCUUUCCUAAUCCGGGCAAAGAAGAGUGGGGGUAUUGCUUCAUUGGUUUCACCUUGUCCUGUGACUCCAGCAGUGUUGCCAACACCUAUCCUCUCUCCAUCAAGGGAGGUCUUGGUGGAUAUGGCAAAAGAGGAGUGGGGAGUGGAUGGGUAUGGAUCAAUGAAGGGUUUGAUCAGACUGAGGUCUCCUGGUCAGGAGAUAGAUGAUGAUGAUGAUCAGGGAGAAGGAGGGUCGAGUGAGAGUGAUGUUGAGGAACAUGUGGAAGUGGAAAGGAGGUUGGAUCAUGACUUGAGCCGGUUUGAGAUGAUUUAUCCAAACUGGAUAGGAGAAGGGCAAUCCACCGUAAGGCCGCCAUUUUUUGAUGGAACGAAUUACUCCUAUUGGAAGGAGCGUAUGAGAAUUUUUGUUCAAUCUAAUAACUUCAAUAUUUGGCUUGCUAUCAAGAAUGGAGAUAGCUUGCCAAUGAAGAAGAUAGGCGAUACUCUCAUCCCGAAGGACGAGGAUGAAUAUGAUGAAGCCGAUCUUAAGAAGGCUCAAUUGAAUGCCACCGCCAUCAACUUCUUGUAUUGUGCUGUCAAUGCCAACGAUUAUCAAAAGAUAUCUCGUUGCCAAACCACCAACCAAAUGUGGAACAAGCUCAUGAUCACAUACGAAGGUACGCCUCAAGUUCGUGAAUCGAAAAUUGAUUUACUAACCCAUGAAUAUGAGUUAUUUGCUAUGAAAGAGAACGAACUUGUGGAGGACAUGUUUGGAAGAUUUUCAAACAUCGUCAAUGACCUUGAUAUGCUUGGAAAGACGCUCACCGACAAAGAGUUAGUGAGAAAAAUUCUGCGAAGUCUUACCAAGGAAUGGGAGUCGAAGGUUAACUCCAUUUACGAAGGCCGAGAUUACAACGUCAUCACAUACGACGGUCUUCGAGGUAACCUUAUCACUUACGAAACAAAUCAUCUUUCUCAUACUCUUGACGUUAAGAAGAGAACAAGAAUUGCUUUUAAAGCAUCUUCUUCUCAAAAAGUAGAGAUUGGUGAUUCGGAUUCAGAUAGUGAUAGUGAUAGUGAUUCUAGCACUUCCUGUGAUAUUUUGGUUGAAUGUUUUAAUGAGUUUUUGAAACAUGAGCUAAACAAGAGCAAGAGGAAAAACACUCCAAAAUGUCACAAGUGCGGAAAGCUUGGCCACCGAAAAUUUGAGUGCCCGAAGCUCAAGAAGAUGAGCAAACAAGAUGAAUUCGCGUAUUUUUCAUGGAAGUAUGAUCAACCUUCCAAAGACGAUUGCCUCAUCGCUCUUGAAGAACAACAUGGGUGGUCGGGUACGUGACGCACUUAAAAGUCUUCCAAAGAUGCUAUUUAUAGCUGAAUUGGGUAAUCUAUCCGUUGAAUCAAAAUAAACUAUCCGU